UCUUUCCUUACUCGAAGUUGUAUCCCUCGAUGGCUGCUACCCAAUGUGCCUCUCGCGUCGCUUCUUUUCUUUUCGCCCUUCAUGGCCGCCGUUGGCUGUGUCUGCCAGUUCUUCGUCUUGACCGCUCAGCUCAUCCCGCUGUGGUUCAAAGCGGUGUCAUGUCCCGCUGGUGGGCAUUGGCUGGUGUUGACGAGUUGUCACACUGGACGCAUCGACCAGUCGGCUUGCGCUAGCGGCCGCGUGGGCGUCCUGGCGCUGCCGCAUCAGGUUGCUCGCUGGAACACUGCCCCCGCCUUCACAGACGCUGGGUUACCUGGCUUCUUGAAGAAUCUUCCCAUGGGUAUUCAAACCCGAGCGGACUUCAUGGAACUUUGCCGAAGACAAUCAGUGCUCCGGAAGUCUGAAACAGGUCCAACACUCCGCGAUGGCUCCCAACGGCGUACGGCAACUGCACAUUUGGCAACACCACAUCACGAGACUGGGCCCCUGAACCACCAACUGCCCGUCGACGUAUCAGCCUCGCCAGCGCAAAUCCUGCCCCGGACAAUGGCCAUGACCGUCUCGAGCUCCGGGCUACCUUCACCAUUGGGGCCUCGACAAGUCCUCGUCCGCCCCUUUUCUCUCCGCUACGUCGCUUCUUUCUUCAGGCCGGCUAUGGGCGCCGUGGCGGCUUUUGGCAGCCGAAGCUUCCAGCAGAUGCUCUCAUGCUCUCAGCUCUCCCCUGGAUCCGAGAGGCGAACCUAUAUCAAGUCGAGCACCCGAACAGCCAUGCUGCAUACCCAGGGGCUCUGGACAACGCCCUGGGCAUGACACACCUGAUACCUGGCCGGUCGUCAGUGGACUGGCCGGUCGUCAAUACCUCCCUUCACCAUAGGAGAUGGCGCCUGGCAGUUCCCCGUCUAACCUGGUCUGCUGAUUCUUGCAAUUUGCAAGGGAGCCGCCGCACCUCAUAUUUAGGAGGGCAUGGGACACAGCUUCUGUUCUAACGUUAGGACUCUCCGUUUCGAACAGGCAGUGGCUAACGUCGUUACCUGAUACACAGUUUCGAAACAAAACCCCCCUUAGCGAUUACCAUUGAUCAUCCGGUGCUGCCGCU
Messenger RNA from Parathielavia appendiculata, 1096 nucleotides. RefSeq lists its product as uncharacterized. NCBI's taxonomy places the organism in Eukaryota, Fungi, Ascomycota, Sordariomycetes, Sordariales, Chaetomiaceae. The record is from RefSeq and is a predicted model, not a curated record. The transcript has a single exon. Bases 82 to 810 code for a protein of 242 amino acids.